AUGAAUACCAUACUAAUUUCUGUCAUUUUUGCCACACUCUGUUGUUUUACGGACUCAGCAGCCCUACAGAAAAAGGACUCAGAUUUCUGGGUGGAUCCAGAAGACUGUUCCAAAUUUUAUAUCGUAAGAGAUGGCAAGGAGUUUCUGUUCAAGUGUCCAGAAGAUUACGUAAUUAACUCAGCCACCAGAUUAUGUGUGCCCAAAGGAUCAACUCAAGACAAAUGUGCAAAAAUACUCCAACAAACGCAAGGAAUGUGUUCGUUGCAAUCUCACGAGAAAUUUGUAAAUGUUGAUAGCUGUGCCAAAUAUUACGAUUGUGAAACAAAAGUGUCAUCUGUAGGAGAGGCAGAAGUCAAGGAAUGUCCUUAUCCACUUCUGUUCGAUGAGAAUUCUCAGAGAUGCCAUCACUACAGCACAGUUCAGUGUGGAACUCGAUAUGAACCCAAGGAUGCAUGUGAAUAUGAAGAAAAUCAGUGCAAAUCAGCUCACUGUAUACCAUGUCACAUGCGUUUUCCCAGCUGUAAAGGGUCACCAGAUGGGUUAAAUCCAUGGAGAGGUCGAGAAGGGUCCCCAGAUUUUGUCGUGUGCAAGGACGAAAGGGUGGUUUUCCAAAGUCGAUGUCCAAACACUUCCGACGAAAAACCAAGAAUAUUUAGUCCAAUAUACAAGAUGUGUGUUGACUUUAAAGAUGAUUAA
This is a messenger RNA of Saccostrea echinata, 696 nucleotides long. RefSeq lists its product as uncharacterized. Gene Ontology annotation, molecular function: chitin binding. Gene Ontology annotation, cellular component: extracellular region. The record is from RefSeq and is a predicted model, not a curated record. Bases 1 to 696 code for a protein of 231 amino acids. The transcript has 3 exons. NCBI's taxonomy places the organism in Eukaryota, Metazoa, Mollusca, Bivalvia, Ostreida, Ostreidae.